GAAAAAUUGAUAUAAGUGUAUUGACUAUCUAUAAAAUUAGAUAAGUAAUCGAGGGCUUUGAUAAGGCAUCAGUUGUUGAAUUGAUAUCAUGUGAUAAACUGGUGAAUAUGUUUUGAAUGUUUACUAAUUUAAAUCACUACAUAUUAUUUUGAAGAUCAAAAUGGCUGAUCGGUUGCAAUUAUCAGAUUAUGUUUGGUUGAAACCAGAGCGGAAGUCCGAGUUUGACAUUCCUAUAGCAGUGAGAAUACUUAACAGUUCGGGUGGUAAAUUAGAAGUGAUAGAUGAUGAUGGAACAAAGAUCAUUACAACUGUUGAGAAUAUUCUCAAACCCCUUCAUGCAACAUCUAAAGAGAGUGUGGAAGAUAUGAUUACAUUAGGAGAGCUUCAAGAGUAUACUAUUCUGCGCAAUCUUCACAUACGUUAUAAUAAACAACUGAUAUACACAUACACAGGAUCAAUGUUAAUUGCAAUAAAUCCUUAUGAGAUCCUACCAAUAUAUACAAUGGAUCAAAUACAUUACUACCAAGAGAGAAGUGUUACCGAUAUGCCUCCUCAUAUAUUUGCUAUCGGAAGUGAAUCCUAUAGAGAGUUAUUGGAUACCAAUGUGAAUCAAUGCAUAGUAAUCAGUGGUGAAAGCGGAGCAGGGAAGACAGAAAGUACGAAAUUACUUCUACAGUAUCUGGCGGCAGCAAGCGGCAAACACUCGUGGAUUGAGCAACAAAUUCAAGAGACAAACCCAAUCUUAGAAGCAUUUGGAAACGCCAAAACGGUUAAGAAUGACAAUUCUUCAAGGUUUGGAAAGUAUAUCAAUAUUUACUUUAGCAACACGGGAGUGAUUGAGGGAGGUAAUAUAGAACAGUAUUUACUAGAGAAAUCUCGGAUUGUCCGGCAAAAUAGAGGUGAACGCAACUAUCACAUCUUUUAUUCGCUUGUUACUGGCUUGUCUGCUGACGAAAAAAAGAAACUUGAACUUGGCAGACCUCAAGAAUACGAAUAUCUUAAUUCUGGAAUGAUGCUUACUUGUGACGGCAGGAAUGAUGCUCUGGAAUUCUCUGAUAUAAGAUCUGCUUUUAAAGUAUUAAAUUUUACCGACGAUGACGUAUGGGGAAUUUUCAGCUUGUUAGCUGCUAUUUUACACAUAGGUAAUUUAAAGUUUAAGUCGUCUAGUUCUAAUAAUAUAGACUCAUCUGAAGUGGUUGAUUCUUCCAACGCAAACAGAAUUGCCAAUCUUUUUGGAGUAAACAAAGCAAAAUUAUGUGAGGCUCUUACACGAAAAAGUUUAAUUGCUCAUGGAGAAAAAAUUAUUUCGCCAAUAUCUGCUGCAGCUGCAAUUGAAGGUAGAGAUGCUCUAGUAAAAGCAAUUUAUGGAUGUAUAUUUGUAUAUAUAGUUGAAAAUAUCAAUAAAACUCUACACAGAGAUGAAUCAUUGUCUAGUGGUUCGAUUGGUAUACUAGAUAUAUUCGGAUUUGAAAACUUUGAAGUAAACAGCUUUGAACAACUUUGCAUUAACUAUGCGAAUGAAAAUUUGCAACAGUUUUUCGUGAAACAUAUAUUCAAAAUUGAGCAAGAACAGUAUGAAAAGGAGGGUAUAACAUGGGCUAAUAUUAAUUACGUGGAUAAUCAGGAGAAUUUGGAUGUCAUUGGGAUCAAGCCGCUUAACUUAUUGUCCCUAAUUGAUGAAGAAUCUAGAUUCCCUAAAGGAACAGAUGUUACACUUUUAGAUAAGUUAAAUACAAAUCACAAUACCAAAAAAUGUUAUGUUACACCAAAAUCAUCACGAGACCAUCGUUUUGGAGUUCGUCAUUUCGCUGGAGAUGUUUACUAUGAUGUAAAGGGUUUUCUUGAUAAGAAUAGGGACAUGAUAACUACUGAUGUAAAGGAAAUGAUUAUGGACUCAAAUAAUUCGUUCUUGUUAAAAAUAUUUCCUUUGGAUAAUCACGUUACACCUCAAGGUGGAAGCCGAAAAACUAUAUCUCUCAGCCACCAGUUUAAGACAUCCCUUGAAGCGCUGAUGAAAACAUUAUAUAGUUGCCACCCUUUUUUUGUACGGUGCAUUAAACCAAACGAAAUAAAAAAACCGCGGGUGUUGGACCGUCCACUCUGCGUUCGUCAACUGCGUUACGCUGGUCUGAUGGAGACUGCUAAAAUUAGACAAGCUGGAUAUCCCAUAAGAUACUCAUACGUUGAUUUCGUCCACCGUUAUCGCCUCGUUGUUUCCGGAAUACCGCCAGCAGAGAAAAUUGAUUGCCGAAUGGGUGCUAAGAAGAUUUGCGAUGAAGUGCUAAAAGAUGGAAACUUUAGACUUGGUCAUACUAAAGUUUUUCUCAAAGAUUAUCAUGAUGCAUUACUAGAAGAUUUGCGACAUAAAGUGCUCAUAACGGCAGUGAUAAACGUACAAAAGAAUGCAAGAAGGUUUAUCUAUAGAAAAAGAUAUUUACGACUCCGCGAAGCCGCUCUUGUAAUACAAAAACAUUUCCGUGCUCGUGGAUAUAGAAGCAGAUUCUUGGCAAUGAGAAGAGGCUACCUUCGUUUACAAGCUGCUGUCAAAUCUCGAGAAUUGAGGAGAACUUUCAUACAGUUACGACUAUUCUUCAUUAAAUUACAAGCACGUUCCAAGGGGUAUAUUAUUAGAAAAAUAUUAAAAGAUAAACGUAAACUUAUUAAUGCAUCAAUUGAAAAGCUCAAACACGAAAAACAACUAAGUAAAGAAGACAAAAAUGUGGCUGAAGAUGAUUUUGAACGAAAAUAUAACGACCUUAUGAAAGCUAUAUGGAUAGGUAAAGAUUUCCCUGUAGAAAAUAACGCACAAAAUACGUCUGUUAUUGACGACAAAUAUGUUGAUGACGUUUUCGGUUUUUUAAAAGAUACUGCGACACCGUCGGGUACAGUUAGAGGAACGGGAUUUGGUGUUACAACUGCUGCGAAGCCAAUAACAGAAGUGAUAAACAUACCUUUACAACAAGAAAUAGAGGAUAUAUCUAUUGAUGAGUUUAACUUCAAGAAAUUCGCCGCUACUUAUUUCUUAGGAAACGUGAGCCAUCAAUAUUCUCGGAAACCGCUGAAGCAUUCAUUAUUAGAGUUGCCGUCACCAGUAGACAGAGCAGCAUCCCAGGCGCUGUGGAUUACUAUAAUGAGGUUUAUGGGUGACGCAGCGGAACCAAAAUAUGUUGAUGAUAAGAAAGACAACACACCGAUCAUGGCAAAAUUGACAGAUACGGUGGGUAAAACUUUCCAGAAAAGCAAGGAAUUUGAGGAAUUUUUACUUAGAGACACGUACGAUGGUAAAAGUAAAUUAGUACAAAAAACUUUAAAAAAGCAAUCAAAGUUACAUGAAGAUUUUGUUAAAAGUUUGGUAAGUGACGAACAGACUACAGAAAUGUAUAGCACUUGGCUUAAUGCUCGGCGAAGUACUAAUUUGGAGAAGCUACAUUUUAUUAUAGGCCAUGGAAUUAUAAGGAAAGAAUUAAGAGACGAAAUAUUCUGUCAACUUUGUAAACAACUGACAAACAAUCCUUCAAAGGCAUCUUUCGCUCGUGGUUGGAUAUUAUUAUCACUAUGUGUUGGUUGCUUCCCACCAUCGGAGAGAUUCGUAAAGUAUCUUCGCUCUUUUAUUCGAGAGGGUCCGGCUGGUUACGCACCCUAUUGUGAGGGACGACUCGUCAGAACAUUUAAAAAUGGCCCACGUACCCAACCACCUAGCUGGUUGGAACUGCAAGCAACUAAAACAAAGAAACCAAUAAUUUUAACGAUUACACUUAUGAAUGAAGCCAUCAAGACUGUUGAAUCUGAUUCAGCAACAACAUCGGAGGAAAUAUGUCAACAAAUAGCUGAUAAUGUGGGACUUACCGAUACAUUUGGGUUCUCACUUUACAUAACGCUCUUUGAUAAAGUAUCAUCGCUCGGUAGUGAAGGUGAACAUAUUUUAGAUGCCAUUUCUCAAUGUGAACAAUAUGCAAAGGAACAGGGCAUGCCAGAAAAAAAUGCUCCGUGGAGGCUGUUUUAUCGGAAAGAAGUAUUCGCCCCAUGGCAUAACCCUGCCGAAGAUCCAGUUGCAACAAGUUUAAUUUAUCAUCAAGUCGUAAGAGGUGUAAAGUUUGGAGAGUACAGAUGUAAUUCGGAAAUAGAUUUGGCUACAAUUGCCGCUCAACAGCAUUACAUUGAAUAUGGAGCACAAAUUGAACCAAACUUGUUAAGAAAAGUUAUUGUUAAUUAUAUACCUAACCAGUUUAUACAAAGUAAUGACGCUGCUUUAACGAAGUGGGAACAUCUUGUAACUAAAUCAUUCGAAACUUCAAAGAGUAUACAGUCGAAAGUAGAUCCUCUACGAUGUAAAGAAGACAUUGUUAUAUUUGCUAAAAUAAAAUGGCCUAUGCUUUUUUCAAGAUUUUUUGAAGCUAUUAAGUUAAAAGGCGAAGGCAUUAAUAAAGACAUAAUAAUUGUCGCAAUAAAUUGGACUGGAAUUUAUAUUGUAGACCAAUCUGAACAUAUUCUUUUAGAAAUGUCAUAUCCUGAAGUAACAUUUGUUGCGUACAGUGAUGAUAAGGAUUAUAAUAACGUAGGAAGGGUUACAAUAAAAACAAUCCAACAGGAAGAGUUUGUAUUUCAGAGUGUUGAAGCAAGUGAAAUGAGUUCGUUGAUAAUAUAUCUCAUUGAUGGUCUUAAAAGACGUUCGACUUACGUCAUCGCUCAAUGUGAUUCUGAGGGGUACAGUGAUGCUGCAACAUUUAUACAAUACAAAAAAGGGGAUCUGAUUACACUUUUGCAGGAAUUCAAUGGCGAAACUCUUAUGAAUGCUACCUGGGGUCACGGUUUAUGUAAUGGUAAAGAAGGAUUGUUUCCCACUGAACAAGUGUAUAUACUGCCGACUCUUUCUAUGCCUUCCAGUUCCAUUAUAGAGGUAUUUAAAAAAGGUUCCAUAAAUAACGACAGAAAGGUAAAAUCUCAGUAUAACACGCUCCAACGAAAAAGAAUGCAUACUUUAGAAAAAUAUGCUAAGGACAAUUUCAGAGAGAACUACGAUAUACAUGCAAGUAUAUCAAAACAGUCUACUUUAACAAUGGCUAAAAAAUCUGUUCUAAGCGAUUUGUGGACACACACGAGGGAGCCGAUACGACUCCCGUUAUUAAGAAAAAUAUUAGAUGACGAAAAGUCUAGUAAAAUUGCUGUAGCAUCUUUCUUCGCUAUAUUAAAAUACAUGGGUGAUAUGCCAGCUCCCAAAUCAAGAUCUGCAACCGAAUAUACAGAUGAAAUAUUUAAGCCUGCUUUGAAGGAUGCUAAUUUAAGAGAAGAAGUGUACUGUCAAAUUAUGAAACAGUUGACUAACAAUAGAAUACAGCUCAGUGAAGAAAGAGGUUGGGAGUUAAUGUGGCUUGCAACAGGAGUGUUUGCAUGCAGUCAGACGUUAAUGAAGGAAUUAGUUGAUUUUCUGAAAACUAGACCUCAUCCUAUCGCAAAAGAAUGUUUAAAACGUGUAUUUAAAAUUCAAAGAGGUGGAGCCCGAAUGUAUGCACCGUAUGUUGUAGAAGUAGAAGCAAUACAGCACAGAAGUAUGCAAAUAUACCACAAAGUCUAUUUUCCGGAUGACACCGACGAAGCUUUUGAAGUAGAUUCUUCCACUAAAGCGAGAGAUCUAUGUGAACAGAUUACUGGAAGAUUAAACCUUAGAAAUAGUGAUGGGUUUAGUUUAUUCGUUAAGAUAGCAGACAAAGUUUUUUCAGUACCAGAGAACUUUUACUUUUUCGAUUUCAUACACGAGCUUGUUGAUUGGAUGAAGCACACUCGUCCGGGGCGAGGAGCCGACCAUCUGCAAAUGAACUACCAAAUAUUUUUCAUGAAGAAAUUAUGGAUCAAUACCGUUCCUGGAAAAGAUAAGAAUGCCGACGAAAUUUUUUAUUUUCCGCAAGAAUUGCCAAAAUAUUUACGAGGCUACCACAAAACCUCAAAACAGGAUUUGAUCGAAUUAGCAGCUCUCCUUUAUAGGGCACGUUAUGGAGAUGAUCAAACGCUUUUGCCUCAGAUUACUCAAAUGCUGAGUGAAUUUAUACCUUCUGACAUGCUUAAGAUUCAAACUAAUUCGCAAUGGAAAUCUUCUAUAAGUUCGGCAUAUUUUAAGCAUGGCCAAAUGACUAUGAGUGAAGCUAAAACACAAUUCCUGAGGAAGAUUUAUCAGUUACCAACAUUCGGUACAGCAUUUUUUGAAGUGAAACAAACAUCAGAACCUUCGUACCCUGAAAUGGUAAUAAUUGGUAUUAAUAAACAAGGAGUUACCGUUAUUCACCCUCAGACGCGGGAUUUACUUAUAACUUACCCAUUCUCUCAGCUUUCAAAUUGGUCUUCGGGAAAUACAUUCUUCCAUAUGACGAUGGGCAGUUUCAUGCGUGGUACUAAAAUAUUGUGCGAGACCAGUUUGGGAUACAAAAUGGAUGAUCUUAUAUCUUCGUAUAUUGCUCACUUGAGGCAAACAAUCAAACAGAGAACUCGAAAGCCUUAGGUUGUAGUCGCUGUUUGUCCGGGAUUAAUAUUUAUUAUUAAUAAAUAAAAUAUAUUGCAUA
Molecule: messenger RNA, 6551 nt
Organism: Leptidea sinapis
Lineage: Eukaryota; Metazoa; Arthropoda; Insecta; Lepidoptera; Pieridae
Product: myosin-VIIa-like
Exons: 11
Coding region: 161-6490 (2109 amino acids)
Biological process (GO): sensory organ development; vesicle transport along actin filament; sensory perception of sound
Cellular component (GO): vesicle; cytoplasm; microvillus
Molecular function (GO): microfilament motor activity; actin filament binding; ATP binding
Source: RefSeq, a predicted model, not a curated record